Messenger RNA from Balaenoptera musculus (blue whale), 4145 nucleotides. It is a transcript of the gene MTF1, whose product is annotated as metal regulatory transcription factor 1. Gene Ontology annotation, cellular component: nucleus. Bases 749 to 3007 code for a protein of 752 amino acids. NCBI's taxonomy places the organism in Eukaryota, Metazoa, Chordata, Mammalia, Artiodactyla, Balaenopteridae. The transcript is spliced from 11 exons. The record is from RefSeq and is a predicted model, not a curated record. Gene Ontology annotation, molecular function: RNA polymerase II cis-regulatory region sequence-specific DNA binding; DNA-binding transcription activator activity, RNA polymerase II-specific. Gene Ontology annotation, biological process: central nervous system development; positive regulation of transcription by RNA polymerase II.
AGGAAGAAGGGAGUUGGGCGUCUUAAGCGAGGCUGUGAAGCGGAGAAGAGGUGGUGGCGUCCUCCGGCCAGGCUUGGAAUACUCCCCAUUUCUGCCAUUUGGGUCCAAUCUUCCUUACUGGGACCCUCCUGCCCAUAUUAACUUUGUUAGGUGAGGAGGGGAAGCUGGGGCCACAAGGAGAAACCCAGAAUGUCACAGCCUUCCAGGCUUCUCCCUUGCGGUCCGGGUACGAAUUCGGCAGCUAACUGGGGUCCUUCCCGUUGCGGUUGUGGCUGCUAAGGUGAGGGGAGCGCAAGCCGGGCUGGGGCUACUUUGGAUUAGUGGCCGGGGGUCUGAUCACUCUUCCUUGCGUCUGGUGCCUCUAGAGCCGAGCCCCGACUCCCAGCAGGCAACUCCCCCCCGCCCCCAGGCGGAGGACUAGGCGGGCGCUGCCCCGCGCUGGACGAACUCGUGGCCCCGCGAGGUCUCCUUGGUGCCCACCCCGUCCCGCCCCUUCCGCUCGCCAAUUGGAGGCUCGAGCUCAGCCCCCACACCGACUAAACCAACCAGAAGCGUCAGGGAGAGGCGGAGCCACUAUCUCCUCCUUCCUCCGGAAAGCGGAAGCGGAAGUGACGUUCAGGGAAGGUGGGGGCAAUCAUGGUGCCGCUGGGGAGGGGAGAAGCUGCUGCCGCCGCCGCCGUUGCCGGGAGCCGCGGAGACAGGUCACUACCUUUCCAUUUCUCACAAUUGGGCUGAGCACGACUGAACCAUGGGGGAACACAGUCCAGACGACAGCAUCAGCUACUUUGAGGUAGAGGAAGAUGAGCUGACCCCCGAUGACAAGAUGCUCAGGUUUGUGGAUAAGAACGGACUGGUGCCUUCCUCAUCUGGAACUGUUUAUGAUAGGACAACUGUUCUUAUCGAGCAGGAUCCUGGCACUUUGGAAGACGACGAUGACGACGGACAGUGCGGAGAACACUUGCCUUUUCUAGUGGGGGGUGAAGAGGGCUUUCAUCUAAUAGAUCAUGAAGCAAUGUCCCAGGGUUAUGUGCAACACAUUAUCUCACCAGAUCAGAUUCAUUUAACAAUAAACCCUGGUUCCACGCCCAUGCCAAGAAAUAUCGAAGGUGCAACCCUCACACUGCAGUCGGAAUGUCCAGAAACGAAACGUAAAGAAGUAAAGCGGUACCAGUGCACCUUUGAGGGCUGUCCCCGCACCUACAGCACAGCAGGCAACCUGCGCACCCACCAGAAGACCCACCGGGGAGAGUACACCUUUGUCUGUAAUCAGGAGGGCUGCGGCAAGGCCUUCCUCACCUCCUACAGCCUCAGGAUCCACGUGCGGGUGCACACGAAGGAGAAGCCCUUUGAGUGCGACGUGCAGGGCUGUGAGAAGGCGUUCAACACGCUGUACAGGCUGAAAGCACAUCAGCGGCUUCACACAGGGAAGACGUUUAACUGUGAAUCUGAAGGCUGCAGCAAGUACUUCACCACGCUCAGUGAUCUGAGGAAGCACAUUCGAACCCAUACAGGAGAAAAGCCGUUUCGGUGUGAUCAUGAUGGCUGUGGAAAAGCAUUUGCAGCAAGCCACCACCUUAAAACUCACGUCCGUACACAUACUGGUGAAAGACCCUUUUUCUGCCCCAGUAAUGGCUGUGAGAAAACAUUCAGCACUCAAUACAGUCUCAAAAGUCACAUGAAAGGUCACGAUAACAAAGGAAAUUCAUACAGUGCACUUCUAAAUCACAGUGGAUCAGAGGAUACAAAUCACUCACUUUGUCUGAGGAAUUUAAGCCUUCUGUCCACAGAUUCCGAAUUUCAAGAAAAUUCCAAUACAGGCCAGAACACUUUCAGCACACUUUCACCAGCAAUCAUUUUUGAACCAAUGUUCCAGAAGUCAGAUGAUCCAGCAAUUCAGGAAGAUGCUCAACAGACAGCUGCCUUGAUUGAAAAUUUUAAUGGUGAUGCAGAGUCAGUCAGUGAUGUUCUGCCAUCCACAAGACAUUCAGCAUCUUUAUCUAUUCCACUUGUACUGCAUCCUGGCAUCUCCGAGCCACCCCAGCCUCUACUACCAGCCUCAGCACCGUCUGCUCCUCUGCCUGCUCCCUCCCUAGGAACUGGUUCCCAGCAAGCUGCAUUUGGCAACCCCCCUGCUCUCUUACAACCUCCAGAAGUGCCUGUUCCCCACAGCACACAGUUUGCUGCUAAUCAUCAAGAGUUUCUUCCGCACCCCCAGGCACCUCAGCCCAUCGUGCCGGGACUUUCUGUUGUCGCUGGGGCUUUGGCGUCAGCAGCGGCAGUGGCGUCAGCCAUGGCAGCACCGCCUCAACCACAGAGUACUACUGAGCCCCUGCCGGCCAUGGUCCAGACUCUGCCCCUGGAUGCCAACUCCGUCCUAACUAGUAAUCCCACUAUAACCAUCACCCCGACUCCCAGCACGGCUCUCCUGCAGCCCAGCCUCGUCAUGGGAGAACAGAACUUACAGUGGAUACUGAAUGGUGCCACCAGCUCACCACACACCCAAGAACAAAUUCAGCAAGCAUCUAAAGUUGAGAAGGUGUUUUUUACCACUGCAGUACCAGUAGCCAGUAGCACAGGGAGCGCUGUACAGCAGAUCGGCCUCAGCGUCCCUGUGAUCAUCAUCAAACAAGAGGAGGCCUGUCAGUGUCAGUGUGCGUGCCGGGACUCCGCCAAGGAGCGGGCGGCCAGCAGGAGGAAGGGCUGCCCUUCCCCUCCCGCUCCAGCGCUGAGCGCCCAGCCUCCGGAUGAGCCCAGCCUGAAGCUACCACCGCAGACUUUUUCCCCGCCCCCGAUCCCCCUGUCGUCCUCCUCCGCCGCAUCCUCUUCCUGUGAGCAAAGCAGACAAGCAGUGACUCCUUCAGACCCUCAGACAGAAACGUUACGUGCCAUGGAUAUGUCAGAGUUUCUGUCCCUCCAGAACCUGGACACGCCGUCCAAUCUGAUUCCCAUUGAAGCACUACUGCAGGAGGAGGAGGAGAUGGGCCUGACCAGCAGCUUCUCCAAGUGAAAGGCCCAGAUGUGCUCACCUCGAGGAACAGAGGCCAAGCAGGAGGCAGAAGGUGCGAUGCCUACCAUCGUGGGGUCAGCAGUUUGAAGGAGGAAGAAAUCUACUGUUUGAAAUCCUCACCUUUCAGACAUAUUUUCUUUAUUCAUAUCCCAGGAGCAUCCAUUUUUAAGGAACUGAUCUUUGGAGAAAAAAAAAAAACAAACAAAAACGGAACAAAACAAAAAAAAAAGCUAAGUUAUAAAUGAACUGUUUGGCUGCACUGUAUGUCACUUUUGCUUAUUGUCAUGUGAACGUGGAAAUUAAGGUUACUCGUAUGCAUAAAAAUUCUAAACGAAAGGGUGUGGUUUCCAUCAAUCUGAUGCUGCCCAUCACUUGCACUGGGGUCUUUGUAGUCUGGGCAGUAGAGUUCAGUGUGUCGGGUGUUGCUGCUCCUUCUGUGUCUUUUGAGUCUGAGGCUGAAGCUUGCUUGGAAGGCCAGACCCUCACUCCAUCAGAGAGGGAAGUGGCAAAGGCGGGUCAGACAGCCGUGAGCUGGACAGGGAUCAAGUGAGAUGGUUUCGUUGUCUGCGCUUGGUGUUGGUGGAGCUCAGGGUGACCAUGGCAGGUGUCAUCCUGCAGCCCAAAUGGGCAGCUAAAAGCCUGGCCCGAGGCCGCAGGGACGGUCCGCUUCCGCAGGGACCCCAGGCAAGUUGUUGACUGCUCUCUGUCCAUGACGCAUGUGCAGAACAGGCUCUAGCGAUGUGAUCACAGUCUUUGCCUUCGGGUUCUCUCUUUCUCCGUUGGUUGCCAGGGCUUGCAGAUCACAGUGAAUUUUUCUCGGGGAACAUCCUGCUUUGUCCUAGAGCGGACAUGUGGUUUAUGGCCAGUCGCUGGCUGGUGGUCUGCCUUCCUUGAAGGGUAUCUUCUUCCUCAGAGCAGAAGAGCUGCAUUUUGCUGAUCAGGAGAAGGUGCAGCUUCACAGGAGUUCUGUUCAGGCGGCAUGUCAUCAGCAGGCCGGGUGUCCUGGUUCCGGGUUCCAGCCAGGCUUUUGGUUGCCCCCUCCCAUCUCCGCCUCUCACCCCUCUGGAUUUUGCAUACAGCCUAGUACAGUGCAAAGAAGGAUGUGACUUGCUCAGCUUAGUCAUAUGAUUUCUAAACA